UAUUACAGUGUUUUUCUUUUCUAUAAUUUUGUACGGUCAGUUCAGUUCAGCUUCAAAGAAGAGAGCACGAAGCUUAUCUCAAGCUUGGAAAACUUACCUUUGUCUCUCCACCACUCGCCGCCGUCCGUACGAGGAAGAGGACCCUCUUCUCCUCCCGUCCCGACCCGGAGCUCCGCCGCCGCCGCGGCCGCCGCCUGACGCGCGCCGCCGCGUCCCUGCCCCCCUCCGCAAUCUCCGGAACCCGGGUGUUCGAGAUUUCAUCAUGCUUUCCCUGUGGUGUUGGGCGCCCGCAUUCGGUAUAGCAUUCGAGAGAGCCGUCGUUCUGCGGCCGCGAAAGUUCAACUCUCUAGUGGUUUGCGGUGCCAGGGGUCCGAGGCCGAGAUAUCCUCGCGUGUGGAAAACUGAUAAGAGAAUCGGAACCGUGUCCAAGUCGCAGAAGCUUGUCAAAUGUAUUAAGGGUUUGUCUAAUGUAAAGGAGGAGGUUUAUGGUGCUCUUGAUUCAUUUGUUGCAUGGGAACUGGAGUUUCCCUUGAUAGCGGUAAAGAAAGCACUGAAGACGCUUGAAGAUGAGAAGGAAUGGAAAAGAAUAAUUCAGGUUAUCAAGUGGAUGUUCAAUAAAGGUCAAGGGAAGACCAUGGGAAGCUAUCAAACUUUAUUAAAUGCUUUAGUCGAGGAUGGACGAAUUGAGGAAGCAGAAGAGCUAUUUCAAAAGAUAUUCUCGAGAUACAUGGAGGGUUUGCCCCGUAUUUUUUUCAUGAAAAUAAUCUCCUUGUAUUACAGAUUGGGGUCAUACGAGAAGAUGUUUGAGGUUUUUGCUGAUAUGGAAGAGCUGGGUGUUCGACCUGAUACCUCGAUUGUCAGGAUGCUCGGUGAUGUAUUUAUGAAGCUAGAGAUGUUGGACAAAUACGAAAAGUUAAAUAGGAAAUAUCCACCGCCAAAAUUUGAAUACCGAUACAUCAAAGGCAAGCGCAUAAGGAUAAGGGUUUAUCCAGACGAUAGUACUGAAGAGGUAACACAGAGAGACUCUGGUAGAGAUGAACCGGAAGAUGCAGGAAGCAUGAAUCCUGACAAUGAAUUGAAAGAAGUGCCAGGAACAGGCCUGGACAUGAAUGUAUUAGGCGAUGCGGCUUCUGGAGACCUUGAAUUUGUGUAGCUCAGAACUUGAAUGUGGCGUUUUCGUGUCUGCUUCAUCAUAGCAGUUGUGCCGCAACUCUUUCAAUAAUCUAGCAAUAUUAGGCCACUCUUGCCAUAUUUGGAAACAACAGCUGUCCAGCAAUUUGACUGAAGAUGUCCAGCUGUUCAGUAAAUGAUAUGGUAUGUUCUAGGGACCUGAUGAUAGUUCAUUUCCAGGACAAGCUUUAUUUAAUUUUCUUCAGAAAGAUAUGUAGUUAAUCAUCUUUGGCAUGAGGCAGGAUACAGUCCUUGAUGUCUUUGUUGUGUUGUAUUCAUCAAGAAUUGUGCAUUGGUGCGGGAGAGAGGCAGCUCAUCCUGGAUACAUUGCAAGUUUUCACCAUGUCCUGAGACGGAUGGACUUAAAAUCCUGACUACGGUCACACGAGAUGCUUUGGGUAAUGUUCAACUGUUUCAGGAAACAUGUACAAGUAUUAUUUGUAGCACUAGCAUUAGACAGUAGUACGUAUCUGAAAUGGAAUGGUUGUACUAGAAAACCUUAGAUGUUAGUAAUAUCGAUCGGGUGUUGUAGAUGAAUCUUUUGCCGCUUUCAGCGUCGUCUUACAUUACCUCCUUGUUUGAAAAAACGUGAAGCGCCAGUUCA
Molecule: messenger RNA, 1774 nt
Organism: Triticum aestivum (bread wheat)
Lineage: Eukaryota; Viridiplantae; Streptophyta; Magnoliopsida; Poales; Poaceae
Product: pentatricopeptide repeat-containing protein At4g21190
Exons: 7
Coding region: 263-1153 (296 amino acids)
Molecular function (GO): protein binding
Source: RefSeq, a predicted model, not a curated record